Sus scrofa (pig) is the source of this 977-nucleotide messenger RNA. RefSeq names its product hydroxysteroid 17-beta dehydrogenase 8 (gene HSD17B8). Gene Ontology annotation, biological process: fatty acid biosynthetic process; estrogen biosynthetic process. Gene Ontology annotation, molecular function: estradiol 17-beta-dehydrogenase [NAD(P)+] activity; quinone binding. The record is from RefSeq and is a predicted model, not a curated record. Lineage: Eukaryota; Metazoa; Chordata; Mammalia; Artiodactyla; Suidae.
GAUACGCCCCCUGUGCUCUCGGAUUGGCUCAGUGCUGAGGCGACCGCCCAUGCGCGGCUCACCAUGGCGUCUCAGCUCCGGCUCCGCUCCGCUCUGGCCCUGGUCACAGGUGCAGGUAGCGGCAUCGGCCGAGCGGUCAGUGUGCGCUUAGCUGCUGAGGGUGCCGCCGUGGCCGCUUGCGACCUGGACGGGGCAGCGGCACAGGAGACGGUGCAGCUGCUGGGAGGGCCGGGGAGUGAGAAGGGGGCACCCAGCGGGGCCCAUGCUGCCUUUCAGGCUGACGUGUCCGAGGCAGAGACCGCCAGGCGCCUGCUGGAGCAAGUGCAGGCCUACUUUUUUCGCCCGCCAUCUGUCGUUGUGUCUUGUGCGGGCAUCACCAGGGAUGAAUUUCUGCUCCGCAUGUCUGAAGAUGACUGGGACAAAGUCAUAGCUGUCAACCUCAAGGGCAUCUUUCUAGUCACUCAGGCUGCAGCCCAAGCCCUGGUGUCCAGUGGCUGUCCUGGCUCCAUCAUCAACAUCAGUAGCAUCAUAGGGAAGGUGGGAAACAUGGGACAGACAAACUACGCAGCAUCCAAGGCUGGAGUGAUUGGGCUGACCCAGGCUGUAGCCCGGGAGCUCGGACGAUACAGGAUCCGCUGUAACUCUGUCCUCCCAGGGUUCAUUAAAACACCCAUGGCACAGAAAGUGCCACAGAAAGUGCUGGACAAGAUGUGGCCGAUGUGGUCGCGUUCUUGGCAUCUGAGGACAGUGGAUACAUCACAGGGGCAUCAGUCGAAGUCACUGGAGGUCUUUUCAUGUAACUGCCUCAAGGACCCUGGACUCUGCUCACUCCCCCACCAUUCUGCCCGGCCUCCUGCUGAUGAGGACUCUGAGUUCCCAGGCUACAAAAGGGGUGGCAGUGUAUGGCUCAAGAAUGCUGAAUAUGGGAGGCAGGGGUGCUUGUGACCCUAAUAAAUUCCAAAUCCUCUUCCCUGCCA